AUGGGUCAAGGCAUUUGCAAAUGCGAGGACGAUGAGUCGUCUAAGUCUGCCAACAUUGACGUUACCUCUGUCCCAGUGCUGGCCGACCAGGUCAAAGCCGCAAAGGCUCAGUUCAUGGGAGGCGUCCUCGAUGGCCCCUGGUUUCGGAAAGGAGACAAUGUCUUCUUGGGCAACAUCAAGGAGGAGAAGAUGAACUGGGUGCCUGGAUUCAACCAUGAUCCAUGCGAGCUGAAAGAGGUGGAUUCUUUCCGGGUAA
Molecule: messenger RNA, 256 nt
Organism: Symbiodinium sp. CCMP2456
Lineage: Eukaryota; Dinophyceae; Suessiales; Symbiodiniaceae
Source: the annotation of a GenBank genome assembly